AUGGUCGUUGUUAGUCGUGCAAUUGGUGGUCUUCCUAUUGAACAUUCGCUCGAUACUAUUCGAACACGAUGGCAAGCAAAUCCAACAGCAUCACGUAAUAGUGUACCUGUCACACGUGAAAUCUAUGCUAGCAAAGCUACAACAAUGCAUAUUGCUACGUGUUCGAAACAUAAACGUCAAAAAAUUAAAUCAACAAGUAAAACACCGUUACCAUCAUGUAUGAAAACAACUUCAUUACUUGGUUCAGCUUUACACUGGCCAAAAUAUGGAAUAAAUAGAUGUGUAUUGGAUGGUCAAAUCUAUACUGUUUCAAAUGCUUAUUCAUUAGAUUCGGUUUUAUUCGUCAUGUAUUCUCUGUACAGUAGAAGUGGCCAUGAAUAUCAAGAAAUUUUCGAUACAGUACUCCGCAAAAAUUGCGAGCCUCCUGUAACUCAAGAACCAUGA
Molecule: messenger RNA, 444 nt
Organism: Didymodactylos carnosus
Lineage: Eukaryota; Metazoa; Rotifera; Eurotatoria; Philodinida; Philodinidae
Source: the annotation of a GenBank genome assembly